Parascedosporium putredinis is the source of this 1179-nucleotide messenger RNA. Lineage: Eukaryota; Fungi; Ascomycota; Sordariomycetes; Microascales; Microascaceae. The record is from the annotation of a GenBank genome assembly.
AUGCCCGCGUCGUCUCGCAUUCGCCCGCUUAGUAGUAUUCUAUGUGCCCUCCAGUCCCGACCUCAUAAACGACGUGGUUCUGCUCCUGCCAGCGAAGUGGCCAUCGCUACCUCCGAGCCUACCCACUCAGAAGCUGCCACCCAGCCAACGGCCGCCACCGUGGUUGACCCCGCUGCCAGCUUAGAUAGCUGCCUCGACGCGGCCCCCGAAGUGAUGCCCGCCGCCACGUCUGUUGGUACCCCAGACAUGGACGAAAUGCAAUCCUUUGCCAGGGCUAAUGGCCCCGAACCUGCCUCUAACGGUGUCCCUGUGUCGGGUGGAAGGGGCACCAAUAGGGCCGAUACCCCUCAAGUGUUUAGCUCUCGGCAGGCUGUGGUCGAUGGUGCCAGGUUGCCCGUGCCUGCCACCAAGCCGACACGGUUUGGCUCCGUAAACCACCAUCAGGUAGCAAGAAGCCAUUCCGGUUCCGGCAUGAACCCUUCCCCGCCCCAACAUCACGGCGUCUCCUCCUAUGCGGCGUGCAAGGACAAACUCAAACGACCGCGUCGGAGGGGCCGCCACGUUGUGGGCUCCUUCCAUCCUGUCCGACUCCGAGUUCAACUCCCCACUAGCGACCUCAACAACCGCCACCCUCCUAUCACGGAAGAGAUACACUCCAAUAUGGGGCCCCCGCCCACUUGGAAUCCUCACCAGAGCAGUCAGUUCUCCGAGUUUAUAAUAGGGAAUGAUGGAAUGAUGAAAGUAAAGCCGAUCCCCAACGAUCAACGUCAGCACCCCUAUCAGCAGCAGUACCAGCAAAGCCAGCAAACAUCUCAACCGCAGCACCUCCUUCACCACGUCAACAAUCACGUCCCCGAGAACCCCUUCGAGGCCUCGUCCACCGAACCCAAGCCCCGUGCCACCCAGCAACAGCAGCAGCAGCAGCAGCAGCAGCAGCGAGAUUCACUUGCACGAUCGUCCUACGGAGCGAACCACGCCGCGAACCACCUUGCCGACGAGGACGAGAUGGUGGGUGCUGUGCCAUCUUCCUUUGCAAAACCCCGGCGUGUGCCUGAUAGGACCAGGUACGAGCCUCUCGGCCGGUCUUCGCCCAUGUUUUCGGAUGACGACGACGACGACGAUUUUGAACGGAUUGAGGGAGGGGAAGCCAAGUCACGCCCCGCGCCAAGAAGCCUGUGA